UUAUUUUGAUGCCUAAUAUCUAUGGGCUUGCCACGAUCGAUUUAGCGCAGGUUAUCUAUCGCAACGUUCAAACUGGCUUAACCGUGAUCAGUUCUUGGGACGUGCACUAAGAGGGGUGGGCACAUCAGUGCCGAUGUCACCCUGCUUUGUACCCAGUACUCUCAUCAACUCCUUCCGACCGAAUCUAUGAGCUAUUGCGGUGGGUUUCCAACUUGAAGGAGGUGACACUUUGUCAGCAAGGAAUGUUCAAACUCCGUGUGAAGCCGCUGGACCCUGGUCAUAUUUCCUUUAAUUCGGUUUCGCUACGUUCCGUUCCAACUCAGCUGUUUGUUUCUAACGCUGAGCCUGAUGCUAUUCCCCAAUUUGUCUUGAUGGCGUUUCAAAACACAUUGGAGAAUAGCUUCCGCCGCUUGGGCAACGAAAUCGCACAUUUGGAGAGCCUCCUUGACAUUUCGCUCGAGGUCGAACUUCAAGCAGGAGGUCAAGGAGACAUACAAGCUGAAUCUGCCGUCAAACUUCUCUCCGAGUUCCUAGACCUAGAUACUCUUUAUAUCGAGGGCCAGAGGCACCCAAACGCCGACAUGUAUCUCGACAUCCUUUCCCAACCCUGCGUCCUGAGCACAGAAGAACUCCUCCCGCAACCCACCUUCAAGAAAGCUCUCCAGACUAUCUCUCCCAAGAUCGCAGGAACCAUCGACGAACUCACAGCGUCAGCGAGUGUCGAGGUAUACCUGAUACUUACCUCGAAUGACCGACGUAGUCACCUUGACAACACUCAGGAGCAGCUGACGACUUCUACAAAGGUAAAAGGAAAAGAACCAGAAGGUCAUAACACGCCUCCUCGGGGCAAGAGUCAACAUCCCUCGAGUAGCACACCACCACGUAUUUCAGGAGAAUUUGUGCCGAACGCUGUCAUCGAAUCCCAAGAAAUAGUGGGAUCAUAUACCCCCGGCAAUCGCAAGUUCAAUACGCCUGUAGAGUCCGGUCUUAGACCCUCCCUUGUUCCAUAA
This is a messenger RNA of Suillus discolor, 1010 nucleotides long. RefSeq lists its product as uncharacterized. NCBI's taxonomy places the organism in Eukaryota, Fungi, Basidiomycota, Agaricomycetes, Boletales, Suillaceae. The transcript is spliced from 6 exons. The coding region runs from base 243 to 1010 and encodes 255 amino acids. The record is from RefSeq and is a predicted model, not a curated record.